Molecule: messenger RNA, 924 nt
Organism: Bubalus bubalis (water buffalo)
Lineage: Eukaryota; Metazoa; Chordata; Mammalia; Artiodactyla; Bovidae
Product: olfactory receptor 1013-like
Exons: 1
Coding region: 1-924 (307 amino acids)
Biological process (GO): sensory perception of smell; G protein-coupled receptor signaling pathway
Cellular component (GO): membrane
Molecular function (GO): G protein-coupled receptor activity; odorant binding; olfactory receptor activity
Source: RefSeq, a predicted model, not a curated record
AUGGAGAAGAACAAUCAUACGGUGACUGAGUUCAUCCUUGUGGGAUUCACAACAGACCCCAAGAUGCAGCUGGUCCUGUUUGUGGUGUUCUUUGGUGUGUACUCCAUGACCCUGGUAGGAAAUACCACCCUCCUAGUGUUGAUCUGUAAUGACUCUCGACUGCACACACCCAUGUAUUUUCUCAUUGGGAAUCUCUCUUUUCUGGAUCUCUGGUACUCCUCUGUGUACACCCCAAAGAUCCUAGUGACCUGCAUUUCUGAAGACAAAAGCAUCUCCUUCACUGGCUGUGCAGUCCAGUUCUUCUUCUCGGCGGGGCUGGCCUACAGCGAGUGCUACCUGCUGGCUGCCAUGGCUUAUGACCGCUAUGCGGCCAUUUCCAGUCCCCUGCUCUAUGCUCAGGUCAUGUCGAGGAGACUCUGUGUCUGUUUGGUUAUAUAUUCCUAUACUGGGGGUUUUGUCAAUGCAAUAAUACUCACCAGCAACACAUUCACGUUGAAUUUUUGUGGUGGUAACAUUAUUGAUGACUUUUUCUGUGAUGUUCCCCCUCUCGUGAAAUUGGCUUGUGACGUGAAAGAGACGUACCAGGAUGUGUUGUACUUCCUCCUGGCCUCCAAUGUCAUCACGCCCACUGUGCUCAUCCUGGCUUCCUACGCCUUCAUCGUCGCUGCCAUCUUGCGAAUUCGCUCCACCCAGGGCCGCCUCAAAGCCUUCUCCACCUGCUUCUCCCACCUGAUCUCUGUCACCUUGUACUGUGGCUCCAUUCUCUACAUCUACUCCCGUCCAAGUUCCAGCUAUUCCCUUGAGAGGGACAAGAUGGUAUCUACAUUUUACACCGUGGUGUUCCCCAUGUUGAACCCCACGAUCUACAGUCUGAGGAAUAAAGAUGUUAAAGAUGCUCUGAAAAAACUCUCCAGGUUCACAUAA